GGCCCUUCCCCCACCGUGCACCAGUCCAAGGCUUGAUCACCGAGCCUGUCUUCGUCCUACACGACAGACUGGCAUGACGCUCAGCUUCGACGCCUCGCUACUCCAAGCGCACGCAGCCAUACUCUUGUCCGCCUUGCUGCCAAUCUACUUUGGCGCUCAGGCGUCCAUCCGCAUUCCCAAGAGUGUCAAGAAGGCUAUCAAAGCUGCAAAGGCAGUAUCAGCCGGCGCCUCAUCUGACGCAGAUGCUCAGGCUGAUGAUGAUGAUGAUGACGACGAAGAUGAAGGUGACAUUGACCGUCUGACAUCGUCUGACGCCCUGCUCUUCCCUAUCCUCGGUAGUGCUGUGCUGCUCACCAUGUAUCUCGCGCUCAAGUACUUGGACAAAGAUAUGAUCAACAAGCUCAUCAGUGCCUACUUUGCCGUCUUUGGAGUCCUAGGAUUUGCGAGAAUGCUCGUCUACUUUGGCAAGGCCGCAAUCGGAGAGGCCAAGAAAGAGAACCGCUAUAAGCUUCGUCUCACCAAGGGCAGCCAGGAGGAGUUCAGCUUUGUGUUCUCAUACCUUCAUCUCGGCUGUCUUGCGUUCUCGAUCAUCUUUACCGCGGCACAGCUUUACACAAGACACUGGAUCUUGUCAAACUUGCUCGCUCUCAGUUUCUCGUACAAUGCUAUCUCGCUCAUGCGCCUCGACUCCUUCAAGACGGGCACACUUCUGCUUGCCGGGCUGUUCCUAUACGACAUCUGGUGGGUCUUUGGCACAGAUGUCAUGGUGUCUGUUGCCACGAACUUUGAAGCGCCUAUCAAGAUCGUCUGGCCAAAGUCAUUAACCGCUGAUUCCGGAUUUACUAUGCUCGGCCUAGGCGAUAUCGUGAUUCCCGGCAUCUUUGUAGCUCUCGCUCAGCGUUUCGACUUUGAGCAAGCUGUCGCGAAAGCCCUUGGCCCGGUCGCAACGGCGACUCAGAAGCAAAUCGGCGAGCCGAGCAUCAGAGCAGCAAAUCUGCCGGUCACACCUUCCGACGGUUUCGCUGCUCGCUAUCCACGUCCCUACUUUGUGACCUGCUUUGUAGCGUACAUCGUCGGCUUGGUCGUCACCAUUGGCGUCAUGAACGUCUUCAAGGCUGCUCAACCGGCGCUACUCUAUCUCAGUCCGGCAUGCGCAGGCAGUGUCUGGCUCUGUGCAGUCUAUCGACGCGAAAGCAAGCAAUAUUGGUCAUUCGUCGAUGGUCAACGCGAAGACUCGGAGAAGAGCGAGCAAGCAAAGGAUGAGAAGAAAGAACGAUAGAGUGGCAUCAUAGACCGCAUCGCAUAUGUCAUUGCAAUGUUGUUGUCAUCUGACGAGAGUGAUGAGGCCGUGCAGCACAACAGACAAGUAUAGGCUCGAUUACAUGUGGUGUAUAGGGUGACGCCGAUGAGUCUAAUUUUGAUCCGCUAUCGGAAUGUUCUUGCCUGUUAUCUUCUUGUAAAUGGAGCGAAUGCCGUCGCUGAUCUUCUCGACCGUCUGUCGAUUGCCCGUGUGACCCGUCUUCUUCAU
Molecule: messenger RNA, 1528 nt
Organism: Mixia osmundae IAM 14324
Lineage: Eukaryota; Fungi; Basidiomycota; Mixiomycetes; Mixiales; Mixiaceae
Exons: 7
Coding region: 74-1279 (401 amino acids)
Biological process (GO): membrane protein proteolysis
Cellular component (GO): lumenal side of endoplasmic reticulum membrane; cytoplasmic side of endoplasmic reticulum membrane; membrane
Molecular function (GO): aspartic endopeptidase activity, intramembrane cleaving
Source: RefSeq, a predicted model, not a curated record